ACUAAACCAUUAAACAGUAAACAACGAAAUAAUAUUUAACCCAGUGAUUGGUAGGUAGUUCAUUAGAGUAAAAACUACGAUUAUAAAAUAUAAUGACAGCAAAAAAAGAAACUAAAAUUAUUAAAAAAAAAUUAACAAUUAAUAAUUUGAGACAACACUUUCCAUCUGAAUCAAUAGAGUAUAACCAGCAUAGAGAAACCAAGUCAAUCGAUAAAAAUCUUAAGUCAAUGUUUAGGACAAUGUGGACAACUAAUUUGUUGAUCAAGAAUAUGAUGGACAGUAUUGCAGUCAGUGAAGCAAAACACGAUUACAAAAAAAGUGGUCAUAUGGAUUCAACUCUUAAAGAUCUUUAUAAAACCAUCUGGAAACUAAAUUUGUUGAUCAAGAAUAUGAUGAACAGUAUUGCAGUCAGUGAAGCAGAACAUGAUUACAAAAAAAGUGGUCAUAUGGGUUCAACUCUUAAAGAUCUUUAUAAAACCAUCUGGAAACUCAACUCUCUUCUCGGUUCCAAACAUGAAUUCAACACAAGGAUAUUUAAAUAACAGUUUAUUGAGUGGCACUGUGGCAGUUAAAUGGAAACAUUUUUUAUUUAUAAUAACUUAAUAACUUCAACAAAAAAUACAAUAUGUAUAAAAAUUUAAAUGAGUAACUUAUCAAUUACAAUUAAAGUAUUAAAGUAAAGUACAAACUGUUUUACAUUAUCUCAAAAUCAUCUCUUAGGUCAUUAUACUCAAGAUCACGACUCUUGAUAGCUUAAAUAUCCACCUAUAUAUAUAGGUAGAUAAGUAGAUUAGGUAAAACUUUUUCUUAUAAAAAUGUUGAAUCAGUAUUUCAGAUUCUAAAAUAUUUAGAUAAACUACCAUACAUUUAGGUUAUCUAAGGCUUUUAAGAAAUAUGAAAAUAAAAAUUUAAAUUCCAUUUAACAUAAAUAUUGUGUAAUAAAUAGAGCAAAAAUAUUACAAAAAAAACCACAUGAGUAAGUAAAUCGUAAAACAUUAAAAUACGUAGUACACUACGGUGGUACACUGGUAUGUCAAAAUGGUAACUAAUUAAAAUUCUCUACGUAUUCCCAGUUCUCAGAAUGGGUAAUUAAUUUUAUCUUAUCCUAUUAAUUAGAUUAUAAAAGUGUAUAUAGGACAGUCUUCAAUGUAUUUUACCUACAUGUUUAUCGAUCGGAUAAGUAUAUUGGUAUAAUAAUUUUAUGUUUGGGAUUUUUGGUACAUUGCGUACGAAAUUACUACCAGAAACGGCAGAAACUUAAGUAAGUACUUAUAAACAAUAAAUUAUCAGGUAUAAAUAUUUAUAUUACGGACUGAAUAUUAUACUUUGCACAGUGUUUUUGGGAAAAUCAUUAAAAUACUAUUUUUAAAGGGCAGGAUAAUUUGGUUAAUUUUGACUAGUUAAUUAUGCAUUGUAACUUAAAUUUAAAAGAGAUUAAAAAAGAAGGCGAGUAUGUGGGUGUCGCUCAGCUGUACAGUAGGUCACAAAUAGGUCACUGUAAUGGAUGGUGUUAAAUUUGAAUUAAAUAAUAUAUCAUUAUAUACCAAAAACAAUUCUGAGGGGAGACUGUUUGUCAGCCUAGGAUAUUUUAUAUUAUAUUUAUAUUAUUGUUAUUAUUAAUACGGACAAUAUGGUAGCCAGUAAGUUGAAUUAAUAUUAUUUGUAUAUUAUCAUAUUUUAAUAUGAUUAAAAAAUUUUUAAAAAACCAAUACAUUCAUCGCUCCAGCAUGUUUUUCAAAAUAAUUAAUAAACCAUAGUAUAAAACAAA
Metopolophium dirhodum (rose-grain aphid) is the source of this 1768-nucleotide messenger RNA. RefSeq lists its product as uncharacterized. The record is from RefSeq and is a predicted model, not a curated record. The transcript has 5 exons. The coding region runs from base 93 to 542 and encodes 149 amino acids. Lineage: Eukaryota; Metazoa; Arthropoda; Insecta; Hemiptera; Aphididae.